AUGUCAGACUCAGAUAAUUUCUUCGGUGAACUAGACGAUGAACGUGGCUCUUCCUUAAGCCCAAGGAACAGUCCGAACUUGGAAGAAAAAGACGGUGGUCCUUUUUCUGUUGCAAAUCCAGAGUGUUGCAGAGUCCUGAGAGAGAUGUUCUAUCUAGUUUUUGGCCAUGUGGACUAUAAAGGCAAGCAACGGGAAAUUGUAGAAGCUGCAAUAUCAGGUGUCGACGUCUUUGUUCUGGCUCCAACUGGAAUGGGAAAGGUUCCUGCUGUGGUCGAAAAGUUUGGUAUAUCGAUUGUCGUAUCUCCGCUGCUUGCCUUGAUGAAGAACCAGGUGGCAAGUCUUCGACGAAAAAAUGUAUGUGUGGCAUCACUAACGUCUGAAACACCCAAAGAGGACAAACAAGAGAUUCUUGACGACCUUUUAUCUGGGCAACCACAAAAUCGUUUACUCUAUAUCACUCCCGAGAGACUUUUUACUAAAGAUAUUAUGAGGCUGCUGACUAUCGUAUACGAAAGACAGAGACAAGUCGUCGCUCUUCAGGCUCACUGUAUCUCCGAAUGGGGACACGAUUUCCGGGCUGAAUAUAGAAAGCUAGGAAAUUUUCGUGAUCGCUUUCCAGGGGUACCAAUAAUGGCGCUCACAGCGACCGCUACACCUGGUGUCCAGCAAGACAUUAUCCGAAGCCUAAAGAUGGAUAGAAAUAGUUUAUUUAAAGCGGUGCAUCCUUUCAAUAGGCCAAACCUUUUUUAUGAGGUUCGGUAUGCGUCUGCACCUGAUUCUCUUUCCCAGAUGGCCGAUAUCCUCGAAUUCAUAACGAGUCUGCAUCGACGACGUGAAAGGCCUUCUUCUGGAAUAGUGUAUUGCAGGACACGUGUCGUGUGUGACGAGCUUUCUGCGUAUCUUCGGGGCAAGGGCCUCAACUCAAGACCAUAUCAUCGUGGAAUUCCUGCUAAAACGCUCGACAAAACUCUGAAAGAAUGGGAACAAGGAGGUUCAGGGGAGGGUGUAGACGUUGUAUGCGCGACUAUCGCCUUCGGUAUGGGUAUUGAUAAGAGCGAUGUCCGAUAUAUCAUUCAUUUUGACCUCCCUAAGAGUUUCGAAGGCUAUUAUCAGGAGACAGGCAGGGCUGGUCGCGAUGAUGCACCUUCAAGAUGUAUACUAUAUUAUUCCCGGGAAGAUGCUUUUCGACUUCGAAGGCUUGUGUCGGGCUCUCAUGCUCGACGACAAUUUGCAGCCGACGCUGCGGACGGUCCCGCUCCUAGCCAGAGAUCGAUAGAUAGUUUCAGCUCGUUAAUCAAUUUUGCUGAAAAUACUCACAUAUGUCGACAUGUGGUGUGUUUCUUCACGUCGCUUUUCAAAAGCUCAGCACGACUUAUCAUCUCGAAAGUCAAUCUGCAGAUGUGUGACGUGUGCAAAUACCCCGAUAAGACCAAACGUCGAAAACAGAAACUUACUGAUGAAGAAGAUAUUGGAGCACUGACGUCUAAUCUCGACGAUCACAUCAAACAUACGGUGGACGAUGAAGGCGACAGUUACAGUGCCAAUGCCCUUCAGGCUAGGAACCGGUCUUCUGCGGAAGGCCCUUGGAAUAAAGCGGUUUGGAAGCCUCCGAACCGAGGAGGAGGGGGCAGUGACAGUAAAUCUGAUCCGUUUGCGCAGCAGCAAUCUUCAGGAGGUAGUAAACGUCCAAACGACAUCUCAUAUGAUGCGAGCUCGAAAAAACCGAAGUCUAGCCAUGCCAUGCCAUCUAAACUUAUAACGAAACCAUUUGAAUCUAUGAGAAGCCUGAAGAAACCUUUCAAAACACCAUUCAAAAUACCAGCAGUGCCACAGAAUCCUCCAAGGCCUGAAAGGAGAGUCAGUCCACAAGCGCUAGAAGAUGAGGAUGUUAUCAUUGUGGAGGAUCACGAGCUUUCCUGCAAUUCAAGUAUUCCCCCGUUGGCAGACCAACACGAUGAAGUGGAGAUAGUGGAUACUGCACUCCAAUACUCAGGCCGUAUUUCUCCCUCGGUAGAGCUCCCCGAAGUAGGCGUAGAACUCGAUGCUGGUUUUUCGCAAAAAAUAUCCUCAAAUCUCCGUGAGGACUCUUUCAAUUCUCUUAGAGGUGUUUUGCACAAGGUCUUUAUGAUGAAUGGGAAAGAAACCGAGGAUCAAAUGUGGAGUUAUCUUGAAUAUUCUCCUUCCACAGCAAACGGAAGGGAUACAGUCCUUGCAGAGGCUGCCAAGGCGAUCGAGUAUUCUGCUCAUACUAUGUCAGUAACGGAUACAGGAUACAAAGAACGUCUGCGAGCCAAAAUGCAAGCAGUUGAGAUGAUGAAAAGGGGAGAUGUGUGGGGUAGGAUGUCGUCUGGCACGGAAGAUGACGAUGAAUUGGUGGAAGCUGUGGAUGCACUCAAGCAGGCUUGUGUCUCCUGA
This is a messenger RNA of Serpula lacrymans var. lacrymans S7.9, 2415 nucleotides long. RefSeq lists its product as uncharacterized. Gene Ontology annotation, cellular component: chromosome; cytoplasm. Bases 1 to 2415 code for a protein of 804 amino acids. Gene Ontology annotation, molecular function: ATP binding; 3'-5' DNA helicase activity; four-way junction helicase activity. The transcript is spliced from 30 exons. NCBI's taxonomy places the organism in Eukaryota, Fungi, Basidiomycota, Agaricomycetes, Boletales, Serpulaceae. The record is from RefSeq and is a predicted model, not a curated record. Gene Ontology annotation, biological process: double-strand break repair via homologous recombination.